Molecule: messenger RNA, 1146 nt
Organism: Aricia agestis (brown argus)
Lineage: Eukaryota; Metazoa; Arthropoda; Insecta; Lepidoptera; Lycaenidae
Product: GTP-binding protein Rhes
Exons: 4
Coding region: 1-1146 (381 amino acids)
Molecular function (GO): GTPase activity; GTP binding
Source: RefSeq, a predicted model, not a curated record
AUGUUGAACGGUGGUGGGCCGUCGACGUCGGUGGGCAAAACCACCGCGUCCCCGGUUCGGGCCUCGCCGAGUCCUGUCCGCAUUCCGUCCCCUCUGAAGUCCGCAUUAUCCCCCGCGGGCCGCCAGAGAUCUCCUAGGCGGUGUCAGUUUGCGGCCCCCUCAGAGGACCCGAAGGACAAAUGUGGCACGUCCUGGCUGUGUCGGAGAGGGGCCGGAGUUGAGGGGGAGGACUCGGGCUCAGAGUCACCGGGACCGAGCGUCCCCCUGCCGCAGGGUUGUGAGGACUCCGCGCCGCCGCCGAAGAACUGCUUCAGACUGGUUAUGCUGGGUUCUGCUCGCGUGGGCAAGACCUCCCUCGUCGCGCGUUUUCUGGGCACCAAGUUUGAGGACAGCUACACGCCCACCAUCGAGGACUUCCACCGGAAGCUGUACCGCAUCAGGGGCGAGGUGUACCAGCUCGACCUGCUGGACACCUCCGGCAACCAUCCCUUCCCGGCGAUGAGACGGCUGUCGUUUCUUACAGGCGACCUCUUCGUGCUGGUAUUCGCGAUGGACUGCCGCGAGUCCUUCGAGGAGGUGAUUCGCCUCCGGGAGCAGAUCCUCGAGACGAAGGCGAACGCGGGGGGUGGCGGGGGAAGAGGGAGGAAGCAGGCGCUGCGCGUGCCCAUGGCGCUCGCGGGCAACAAGUGCGAUAGAGAACUCAAGACUGUCCAACCCGAGGAAGCUACGGCGUACUGCGCGACUCAAGACUCGUCGUGCGUGUUCGUUGAAACUUCCGCGAAAAAGAACUUCCAAGUUGACGACCUAUUCUACGAGCUGUUCGUCGUCGCCAACUUACCCCUGGAGAUGGCUCCGAACCACCACAAACGGGUCACCACCACCUUCGGGAGCCCCUGCACCCUCCCACCCACGAGCAGCCAGAGCAGUCGGAGUAAAAAGUGCACUCUAUCCAUCAAGAGAAAGCUGUCCGACGCGUGUGGGGUAGUAGCCCCAAACGUGAGGAGACCCAGCAUUCGCACAGACCUGAUGAUCAUGAGAACGAAGACAUGUGCCAAAGGAGAUGGGGACAGUGGGAGUGGGAGCCCCAAGUUGAAUCUGCAGAGGUUGGUUCGUAAUGAUAAUAAGAGGUCGUGUAAUAUUCAGUAA